Molecule: messenger RNA, 2375 nt
Organism: Bactrocera dorsalis (oriental fruit fly)
Lineage: Eukaryota; Metazoa; Arthropoda; Insecta; Diptera; Tephritidae
Product: zinc finger protein GLIS2 homolog
Exons: 2
Coding region: 600-1985 (461 amino acids)
Biological process (GO): smoothened signaling pathway; regulation of transcription by RNA polymerase II
Cellular component (GO): nucleus
Molecular function (GO): DNA-binding transcription factor activity, RNA polymerase II-specific; RNA polymerase II cis-regulatory region sequence-specific DNA binding
Source: RefSeq, a predicted model, not a curated record
AAUACAAACGUUUGCACAGCUAAAUUUGGCCGUUACACGAGCAACCGCCAAACGCCAACCGCCAGCGGCCUGAUAAGCAUGCCCCACGAUUCAGUGCGUGUACAGGUGAAUUAGUUUUGAGCAGUAUACAUUGGCGGGUGCGUGAAAUCAACCACUUUCCUUGCGCUGAUGGAAGCUCGAAUGGGUUUUCGCACAGCUAUGCCAGUUAAAAAUAGCCACUCACCCCACCUAAUUUAGACUGUCUGCCUGAUAGCCGUUGAUCAAACCUUUCGCGCACCCCCGCUCGCCUGUCUGCAUUCAUAAUACACUACGUAAAUACUCUAUAACUACUCGUUCAGUAUAUGGAAGGUGGCUGAUAAGAUGUGUGCUUCUUAUCGCACACGCUUGUGCCUACCCAUAUAUGAGAGUGUUCGCUAACAAACGCACUCAGUUGUCGUUAAUUCGCUCUAGACAACGGUUCUAAACACAAAAAAAAAGCUAAAAUAAAAAAACUGAAAGUUUAAGAUUCCAAAUAGCCAAAAGUUGACCGUUAAAAAAAAACAAAAAAAAAAGUACUAACUAUUUACUAAAUAAAUAAAAACUAUAAAAUCUGCUACGCAAUGGCAGUACAAAAUUCUAAAUUUCUUAGCAGUAGUUUCAACUCUGCCUUUGUGCCAACUAGUGCUUAUUAUCAACACUUAAGCGCCGCCUCGGUCGCUUUAGCCGCCUAUGAAGGCUGGAGUCACUUGGAUUUAUUGUCACCACAACUAUCACAAUCAUCGCCAAAGUCUAUUGAUGAGGCGCUGCAAAUGCAUCAUUUAAGAUUUCCUACGCCUCCAAUAACACCACCAUAUAAUAAGAAUACACAUAAAUUACCAGCCAGUACACAAACACCCAGCAUACGCACACAAUCGGUCAUUAUGAAAAUCGGAGAAGACCAUUUGGAUAGUAAUAUGCCACCAACACCAGAACAUGUCGACGAUAUGGCAGUGGACAUAGUUGGUUUGGAGGACACCGCAUUAAGCCCAGAAAUACAUCGUCAAGCGAUGACAAUGAACACGUCCACAACUAGCAGCGCUAGUUCGACACCAAAACGAAGUGAAUACGUCUGCGAAUGGAUUGAUUGCGGCAGAGAUCACAGCAGCCUCGAAUCAUUGGCCGCCCAUGUAACCAAAGUACAUGCCGUAGCUUCACCAGCCGAUGGUUUAUACUAUUGCCGUUGGCAGGGAUGUACACGACUGCGCGGAUUCUCAGCACGUUAUAAGAUGCUGGUACAUGCCCGCACUCACACUAAGGAGAAACCUCACCAAUGCCAUCUCUGCAUAAAGAGUUUCUCACGUGCAGAGAAUCUUAAGAUUCAUAUUCGUUCGCAUUCCGGCGAGAAACCAUACCUAUGUACUUAUGAAGGUUGCAACAAGGCCUAUUCCAACUCUUCGGAUCGGUUCAAACAUACUCGCACUCACGCUAUGGAUAAACCCUAUAUGUGUAAAGUACCCGGUUGUCAAAAACGUUACACGGAUCCCUCAUCAUUACGUAAACACGUGAAAACUUUCAAACAUGCUGUACAAUUGAUUGGCACCGCCGCUAUUACCCCCGUUCAGAAUCCCAUUAUUGAUACAGAAACAGCAGCAACACACGGUACUCUACAAACUCACAUGCCCAGCACAAUUACAUCUUCAACUCUGAACGCUGUUAUAUUGGGUAGAAAUCAUCAUAUACAUGAUGAUCACUAUGCGAAAGGUUACAGCGACGCCGCAAUACCAGUUUGUCAGCUCUGCGUGCCGCCACCACCACCACCUCACUACUAUCUUAAUGCUAUGGAGGAGGAUGUUUGCAAUAUCAAGCCGGCUCAGCUCGAUUAUUAUUACGCCGCAACAAGUCAAUUAUCGGCAGGCAGCAGUACUGGAUCCAGUCAUGGUUGGAAUUCCAAUGCACGUGGCGUUGAGAGUCCUGUACGAACUAUGGAAACGGAAACACCCCUAGAUUUGCGGGUUAAUCGCAGUUAAAUAACAAAACUAGUAAUAACAUUUAGGCGCAUUAAUAUUUAUUCUAGACUUCUAAGCGGAAUGACUAGUUGAGAAUCAGUUGUGGUCUCUAGUCGAAAUGGUAGAAUAGUAUGGUCGGAAAUGUUAUGUGAAAAAUUUGAAAUAAGAACUAAACAGUGACAACUCUAGUCUACUUAAUUAUUUAAAAUUGCUUAUUAGAUAUGUAUGUCUGUAGGGACAUAUGUAUGUAUAUGAACUACUUCAACUAUUGAAGAGGUUGAUUUCUUAAGUGCAAAUAAGAUAAAGUUUAUUAAUCGUAAACUUGUACAAUUGUUGUUAAAUAUGUUUUUGCCAAGACUGCUUUAUAUUAGAAACAAAAUAAAUUAAUGAAAGAACUUCUUAAGAAUUAUU